Molecule: messenger RNA, 957 nt
Organism: Rhizopus microsporus ATCC 52813
Lineage: Eukaryota; Fungi; Mucoromycota; Mucoromycetes; Mucorales; Rhizopodaceae
Product: Metallo-dependent phosphatase
Exons: 6
Coding region: 1-957 (318 amino acids)
Cellular component (GO): nucleus; cytoplasm
Molecular function (GO): protein serine/threonine phosphatase activity
Source: RefSeq, a predicted model, not a curated record
AUGAAAAGUGACAACGACGGUCCCAUCGCACUUGAUAUCGAUGCAUGUAUCCAAAAGUUAUUACAGGUGGGUUCAAAUAAGAACAGACCGAUUGGUAAAUCAGUGUGUUUAAAUCAAAAUGAAAUAAUCGCCAUUUGUCGAUAUGCAUAUGAUGUAUUCAUGAGUCAGCCUACUUUAUUAGAACUGAGUCCAGGUGUAAAAGUGGCAGGAGACAUUCACGGCCAAUACUUUGAUUUGAUUCGAUUAUUUGAUCUCUGUGGAUUUCCGCCUACUUCCAACUAUCUAUUCUUGGGUGAUUAUGUUGAUAGAGGAAUGUAUAGUCUAGAAACCAUUUUAUUGCUACUUUGCUUUAAAGUCAAAUACCCUGAAAACUUUUUCUUGUUGCGUGGAAAUCAUGAAUCCGCUGAUGUCACACGAAUUUAUGGCUUUUAUGAUGAAUGCAAACGAAGGACGAGUGUAAAGAUUUGGAAGAUAUUCUGUGAUGUGUUUAAUACGAUGCCUAUUGCAGCCAUUGUCGGUAACAGAAUAUUCUGUGUCCAUGGUGGAUUAUCUCCUUUUAUGCAAUCGAUGGAUCAAAUCGCUUCACUGCCCAGACCGACAGAGGUACCUGAAUACGGAUUACUAAAUGAUUUGCUUUGGUCUGAUCCAAGUGAUGCAUCGCCUGAUUGGAGUGAGAAUGAUCGUGGUGUGUCUGUUUGCUUUGGAAAAAAGAAUGUUAAUGAUUUCUUAAAGAGGUUUGACCUUGAUCUCAUUUGUCGAGCUCAUAUGGUGGUAGAGGAUGGUUAUGAGUUCUUUAAUGAUCGUACACUUGUCACCGUCUUUAGUGCGCCUAAUUACUGUGGUGAAUUUGAUAACUAUGGAGCGAUCAUGACAAUAUCCAAUGAUUUACUCUGUAGCUUUGAGCUAUUGGCACCAGAAGAUAAAUUAAAUAACAAAAGGGUAGAAAAGAAUAGGUAA